AUGGCCGAUAGUCGAAUAAAUCGACUUUCCCAGCUUUUGGAAUCUCGAAAUCGGGUGUUGAGGUCAGAAGCUGCUACACAAUUGGCCCAAUUUCCACUGACUAAUGUUGGUUUGGUGCAGAUUUUGAGGAAACAGCUUCAAUCUAACAGUUGGGAGACAAGGUCAGCAGCUGCAGAUGCUCUGGGACAACUUCUAGAACGAUUGAACAAGAGAUUGAACGUGGAACCAGUUGAUUAUUCAAAAUUUAGAGCAAGAGUUUUGAGCAAACUUCAUGUUCGAGAAGUUGUGAAGACUUACAACUUCUUAGUCAGGUAAGUAUUUAUGUUUUUCUUGCUGAUUUAGAUUUCAAAUUAUAGGCUUUGCCUUGUAUUUGUGCUAACUAACGUAUAAAUUCAAAACAAAGUGCUUUCAGUUGUGAUGAAACUUCAAUUCCAUUAAAAAAAGGAGUAAAAUUGUCGAAAAAAGAGCAAAGACAAUUGGUAGAUCAACAUCUUGAGCUAAAUUCACGAACUGGAGUGUCUUGUGGUCAAUUUCUAGCAGAUGAAGAUUUGGGAAAUGAAGCUUCAUUGGAUUCAAAUGGCUCACAAUCAGAAGAAAAGAAGAAUGAUUUAAAAACUGUUGAAUGCCAGUUAUCUAGUCCAUCUAAAAUAAAACAGGAGAUUAAACAAGAGGUGGAAGAGACAGAAAUAAAAGAUGAAGACAAGUUUAGCAUUGAUGAGGAAAAUGUGAGUUUGAUAUAGUUAUUUUAAAUUUUGAGUCUUUAGGUCUUUUACGAGUUGUUGACACAAAUCUUGACUGCAUUGGCAUCUCCCAAAUGGCAACAAAGACACGGAAAUGCGAUGGCUGUUAGUAAAGUGAUUCAAAAUGCUUUUAACUUACUGACGCCGGAAGCAACAGAAACUUUGGCAAUGAGGAUGAUAGUUGUGUUGGCAUUGGACAGGUUUAACGACUUUGUAACUGGGUCUAAUGCUGUAGCUCCAGUGAGAGAAGCUGUUGGUCAGGGCUUGAGUUUACUUAUGCUUAAAAUUGGCAUAGAUACUCCAUUGGUGACGGCUAUGAUCAAUCCUAUUCGGCAGUUAUUGUGCAUGAAAAGUGAAGAUGUACGUUUAGUUUAAGAUUUUUUGUAAGGAUUUUUUAUUUUUAGGGUUUAGUCGUGUAGUAUAACAUGACUUUUGGGAUUUAAAAUAAUAUAUUUUAUCCUUUUGACGAAUAAUUUUCAAGUCUCAUUGAUGAAAGUAUAAGCACGGUUUCAGGCAUGGCAAUGCCGGCAAGCAGCGCUUCUUGUACUAAAGUAUUACUUUACUAUGUGUAAUUCUGGAGAAAAGUUUUUCGAAUUGUUUGAUUAUGUAGUAAAGGCAAUGUAUGACAAGAUGGAUGAGGUUGUGUCAGUAUCUGUACAUACAUUAAGUUCACUUUUUAAUAACCAAAAGAUAGACCCAGUGAAAAAACGGCAACAUAUUGAUGUUGUCAUGAAAAGUGUGUGGUGGAUGUUAAUGGAGAACGACAAUGAUGCUAUGGUAAGUUUUAAUAUUAUUUUGAAAUAAGAUUUCGUUUAAACUAUUUGUUAAUGUUGAAUUUUAUACUAAUAUUAUUAGAUUUAACAACUUCUAAAUAAUGAUGACUUUAGCAAAUCAACGAUGGUGUCUCUUCUCUAUUGAUCGAUUUGAUAGGUAUUGUACAGAACUGGCUGGUUGUUGUAGAAGAUUCUCAGCUCACUCAUUCUCAAUUUGAUCAGAUUGUAAACUUAAUCGAUCCUAGUCAAGUUACUUCUACUUUAAGGACAAUGGAAUGCAUUUGUUUGUCUUUAGCAAAACCCAACGAUUUUAAUGGUAAAGUAAGUGUUUUCACGUUUUAAAUUAUGAUUAUUGGUAUGUUUUGUUAAGUUUAUUUUUGAUUUUUUUUGCCGAAAUGUGAGCAAAAAUAAAUGAAUUUCGCUUUGAAAGUCUGCUCUUUAUCGCCGUUUAGGGGAGAAGCGAAUUCACACUGAAAAAGAAGAAAGAAACGCUCGAGCAUUGGUGGUUCAGUGGUAGAAUGCUCGCCUGCCACGCGGGCGACCCGGGUUCGAUUCCCGGCCAAUGCAAAUGCUUUUUUGGAAAUCUGCUUUGAUUUUUUCAAUUCAAAACAGAUAAAAAAUCACUUUUUAAAGAGAAAAUAAUUUUUUUUCUAUUGUAAAAUUUAAGACAUAGUUUAACGUAUAUGUUUUAGCCGUUUAUUACUUAUAUUUUUUAUUUUCAGCAAAAAUUCAACCUAAUCAAAAUGCUCUACCGGUGCUUACUAUUUGUUCAACCUAGUGAUUCAAAACGUGUAAUCGACCUAAUCUUUGCCACUCUGAUGAAAUUGAUCUCGACGACAGAUGAAAACGAGCUUUCAGCUAUUCCUGAGCUUCAGAACUCAAUUGGCUACUGGAUUGGAUGCCUAACAUACGAUCUUAAAAACUCUGAAGUCGACGUCUUCUUACAUAAUGUGAAUGGAGCUUCGUCGUGCGUCCAGAAUUCGAAAGAAUUGUUGUGUGGAGACGAAUUGAGGUUUUUGGAUGAAAAACCAAAGCAUGAUGCAUUCAUGGAUCGAAAGUGUUACGCCGCCAGGUUUCUGUCACCGUUGAUUGACACCUUGUAUCGAUCGAACGUUCUGAUUCAAGAUCAGCCUCUUUAUUUGUCUUUACAGCUGCAUUUUAUACCGUAUUUGAGGAGUAAUUCGUUGUAUCAUCGAAUGGGUGUGGCUUUGACUCUAAAUUGCUGGUCGAGAAUGUUUAGAAGGGCUUUUAAUGCUCAAAAACAUCAGGUAAAUUUUUCAACAGUUCUAAUUAGAUCUUUAUCAUGCUAUGUGAUGAAUAUUACUAUGCAUAAGAUUAUUAAUUUCAGCAUUAUCCCACGAUAAUAGCCAAUGAAUUAGAACGUCUGCUGUCUGAAGCUUCUGUUCGACCACCUUACGAUGAACCAGCUGCGAUGAUAAAGUCCUUGACAGCCGAAUGUAAUGAAUUUCGUCGUCAUUGUUGCCAGAAAGGAGUGCCUUCUGAACUCUGUCCUGUGAUCGAAGCCCAUACCAACGUUGAUGAUGUCAUUACCGAGAUGUACAACGUGUGCAAACUAUACUUGACGAAACAACAAGACCUCGAUGCCCUAGAAGGACGUAGAAAGUAUCUAAAACAACUAACAGAAGCCACCCGACUUCAAAUAUUGACCAACAACAACAGACUCUACGCCCUCUGUGCCAGUACCUUAUUCUACUUUGGACAUUGUCUCGCUCAGAUGACUCCGAUGAUUAAACCUUUGGUUGACAGUCUGAGCACGGAGGACAACGAACUAAUGACGGAAGAGAUCUUCUACGACAGCUUCACGAUAUUAUUCAGCGUCACGAGGCAAAGGAAUCCAUGUCCACAUCCGAAAGUCCUAAAACAACUUAGCAAUGGCCUUAACGAUUGCUCUGAGUUCCUACCAAAACGAAAUGUUUACAGUAGCCAAGAGAUCAUAUCGGUCAACAAUCCACCUACAAUACCAAAGAAUAUCAAGGCCAAGAAUGCACAAGUCGUGCUGAGAAAGUAUGGUGAACAAGUAGGACUACUUACCACUGAGAUUUGUCCUUCAAUUACGGAUUAUCUAGACUUGAAGCAGGAUUUGAAUGAUGAAACUGGGAUUGAGGUAUGGUUUUACCUUGGAUUUUAUCCCCCUGUAUAAACUAGACCGAAUUCAAAUUUAAAAUCGAUUUCAGACCUACCUUUGCAAUGUGGAGUUUGUGCGAAUAUUAUCCAUGCCAAUGGGAUACAAACCAUCAGCCGAGGAGAUAAACACCCUGAAGAACGGCUUAUCACACACAGAUCCGGCCGUCCGCUUCCGUACAGCACGAUGCAUCGUGGAGCUGGCUGUUGCCGACCUGAGCUUCGUCUUGAAUAACUUUUUCAACGAUAUUCGAGAGUUUUCGAAUCAAAUCGACAAUGAUGCUAAACGAUGUGGUGCCGUCGAAUUCUUGUCAAUUUUGGUGAGCCGAUUGGAUCCAAAACUGCUCAUCACAGCAGCUUCGUUAUUGGCACCAUUGGCUUUGAAGAUGAUAACAGAUCAAGUUGAAGCGGUCAGAGAGUUGGCGUCAGUAUCGUUUGGAAAAUUGGUCGCUCUGAUUCAUUUGGAAGCGGUAAGUGUAGAUGUGAGAAGGGUGCUAAAAAUUGGAGUUUAAAAUUUAAAAAAUAUGGAUAUAAUAGUGCAAAAUGCGAAGAAAUAAGUAAAAAUCUUGUUUUAUUGGCGAAUAUUGAUGAAAAUAUGCUGAAAUUUUUGAAUUUACAGUUACAAAGGUAAAAUAUAAUUACUAAACAUCAAUUACAACAUUCUAUCCUAUCGCACAAAAAGAUUUUACCUAAAAAACCAAAAACGAACGACUUUUUGUCGCGGCGAAAGAUAAAAUAAACGCAAAAAGGAAGAGAAGCGAAUUUAGACUGAAAAAGAAGAGAGAAACACUCGAGCAUUGGUGGUUCAGUGGUAGAAUGCUCGCCUGCCACGCGGGCGACCCGGGUUCGAUUCCCGGCCAAUGCAAUUGCUUUUUGGAGUUUUUUGCUUUAUGGAACAUUACUAAAAUUGUGGCAGAAGUAAAUUUAGGUAUUUUUUAUUGUUUCAAUGUCUUGUAUUACAAAUUUUGUUUAAAAAAACUUUAAAUUAUCGCACUUUUUGAGAGUUUUAUGAAAAGUUUUUAGGACACUGAACCUUUGAUGGCACAGUUAACGCCUGAACUCCAAGUUGAAUUGGAAGAAUCUAAAGACUUUGUCAAUGUUCUUAGCCAGCCUUCAAAGUUACCUUUAUUAAAACAAGCUGAAGUACCCGGUUUGAAGCCGUCACUUCAGUUGAGAGCGUAUCAAUUGGAAGGUAUUACUUGGCUUCGGUAAGUUAUAGUUUUUUGUUGUUUUGUGUGUUUUUAUAGUUUUUAUGGUUUGUUGGUCUAAUAAAGAUCUAUUUGUUGGUCCAAAUAUUCUAAUUUUGUUUUUCCAGAUUUUUAUCAAGAUUUGGUCUAAACGGAAUCUUGGCUGAUGAUAUGGGUCUGGGCAAGACAAUCCAAACAUUGUCAGUACUUUCAAUGCAUCGAAAGAGCACUCCUCAGUAUCCGUCGUUGAUUAUUUGUCCAAGAACGUUGACAAAUCAUUGGUGUAACGAAUGGAAGAAUUACUUUCCAAACGAAAAGCCAAUGCAUCGUGUAGAUGUUGAUGUGAGAAGACUACCCAACUCGGAUGAGAUUGUUGUCGUGUCAUACGAGGAAUUGAGGACUAAUUCGAAGCGUUUUAAGUGAGUUUGGUUGUAGGUUUUGAUCAUUUUGCGCUGUUUUUGUGGUUAAUUUUACGGUUUUUGGGCAUUUUGAGGUAUAUUUUAUGUUGUUUUUGGUAAUUUCGUGGUUCUGUUUUAAGUUAUUUACAGCUUACAAUUGUGUAAAGCGUAUAUAAUAGGGAAUAAAAGUGUAAAAAAGUGGGGUUGUUGACAAAAAUUUCAAAAAAUAGCUUAUAAUAAUAUGUUUUAGUGCUUUCCCAUGGAAGUUUUUGGUGCUGGACGAAGGACAUUGUAUCAGAAACCCGAACACAGCCCUUUUUGAAGCCAUUAUGACCUUAAAAGCCAAACACAAGCUCUUGUUAUCAGGAACUCCGGUCCAAAACUCUCCGGCUGAUCUUUGGGCCUUGUUCAAGUUCUUAAUGCCUGGAUAUUUGUUCACGAGACAGCAGUUUCAACAACGAUUUUUGAAGCCGAUUUUGGCUUGUAGGAAUCCGAAAGCUUCAGAGGAACAGACUAAAGUAAGGUUUUAUGAUUUUUGAAGGAUCUAAUGGAAAAUGAGAGUAGUGCAGAGAAGCGGGGGAGGUUUUUGGAGGUAUAACCUUAGAGGGUGGGGGAGCCUUUUGGAUCUAUAACCUUGGUAUGACUAGCUAGUUCUUUAAAACUUCAAAAUAAAGUUUUACGAAUUACUUUUAGCAAGGUGAAGAAUCCCUACAACAACUUCACCGCCUUAUCCUUCCCUUCGUUCUACGCCGUCUGAAAACUGAUGUCUUGAAAGAACUACCGGACAAAGUGAUCCAAGAUUGGAUUUGUCAGCUCACAGAGACUCAGAAGAGAAUAUACCAAGCUGUGGUUGACCGUUGCUCUUUAGUUAAGAAGGAAAACGAAUCUGAAGCCGAACAAAAGCGACGCUUAUCACCUUUACACACUUUGAUUGCGUUGAGACAACUGGUCGAUCAUCCACUGAUGAUUAAUGAGGUUUUGAAGAAAAUUGAGUAUGAUACAAGGAGCUUCGAUCCGAAUAGUGGGCAGGGAAAGGUAAGAGAUGAAAGGAUGGGUAUGGUUGUAGUAUCAGUUCUCAAAAGUCUUGUUAAUUAAUUUUUUUUAAAUUCCAAAAGUCAUUGUUAUGGUGAUAUAUCACUGUGGUGUUCAUAAUUCACUGUAAAAAAAUGAUUUUUAGCACAAUAAAAAAAAUUUUUUUGUUGUUGUUUUAGGCAAUGGAAAUGAGUGGAAAAAUGAUGGCAUUGAAGGAAAUCCUACAAGAGUGUCAGAUUGGAGAAAGAGAAGAAAAUGGAAUUGAUGAUGGCUCAUCGGCUACGACGAGUGACGUUUUAGAAGGUAUGAACUGGCUUUGAGUAACUGUGUUUUACUUUGUCUAGGCUUACUUUGCUAAAUAUUUUAUCUUUGACUUUUGUUUUGCUAUACUAUACUGUACCUUACUCUACUCUACCCUGCCCUACCUUACCUUUUCUUACCAUAUCUUAUACUUCUUUACCCUAUUACUAUAAUCAACUUUACUUUACAUUUAUAUAGCCGUAUCUACCUUUUUCUACUUCAUAUUACUCUCAUACCUUACCCUAUUUUUUGCCAUACUGUAUCUCACCCAUUCUCGUAUGUAUAGCAUAAGUUGAUAAAAUGACGUUUCAGACCUACCUCUCCUCACUCAGCACCGUGCCCUCAUCUUCUGUCAAUGGAGAGCCUCAAUUGAUCUAGUAGCCACAUAUAUUCAAAAUGAAUCACUAGGCAAGAACAUCAAGUUUCUGCGUCUGGAUGGUACCAUAGCACCAAACGACAGACAAGCAGUGGUCGACAAGUUCAACAACGACCCAACCAUCGACCUUCUACUUGUCACAACUCACAUCGGAGGUGUGGGCCUGACCUUGACCGGAGCUGAUGUUGUCAUAUUUCUGGAUCACGAUUGGAAUCCGGUCAAGGAUCUACAGGCUGUGGAUCGUGCUCAUCGACUGGGACAGACCAAGACAGUACAAGUGUUCCGACUGAUCACUCAGGGAUCGAUUGAGGAGAAGAUCAUGCAGUAUCAGAAGUUCAAAACUGACACUGCUAAUGUAAGCUUGAAAUUUUUUAAAUUUGGAAAGACAGUUUUUGCAAUUUCUCAAUUUGUAAUGAAGGUUCUUGUCAUUUUAUGAUCUUUCGUAAAAUUUAUUUUAAAGUUGUAUAGCAAUAUAAUAUAAAAUGAUAUUGUUGUAGGCGCUAGUCGGAGCCGACAACCGCUCCAUAUCGUCGAUGGCUACUGACGAACUUCUGGAGCUUUUCAAUUUGUCCGAAACCGAAACAGCUGAACCGUCACCAAAGAAACGAAGAGUAUCGAAGGAAGCGGCGGCCAAUAACCCUGAGGAAUACUCGAUGGAAGAGCUCUGGGACUCUUCACAGUACGAGGAGUCGUACUCGAUUCACGAAUUCAUGAAAAACGCUAAAUAG
Bursaphelenchus okinawaensis is the source of this 7676-nucleotide messenger RNA. The record is from the annotation of a GenBank genome assembly. NCBI's taxonomy places the organism in Eukaryota, Metazoa, Nematoda, Chromadorea, Rhabditida, Aphelenchoididae.